ACUCUCAUAGUCUACGACAUAGAAUUUUUAGAUGCACUUUAAUUAGAAAUCCACACAUUCUCUUUGAUGUCGAUGGUGAAUGUUGGUUACCGUACGCCAUGUCUAAAGGAAUAGAGCUGGAAGACAUCAGAUUGGACUCUGAGACAGAGCCUGAGGACCCAUCCAGUUCCCUUGAUUCUGAUGCUGGUGAGCAACCCCCUCCCCAGGAAGAGCCAAAACCCAAGCGAGAUUUCUCAAAAUGCUCACUGGUCGAAGCUGCUCAGUAUGGUCUCUUAGCAAGGUGUCGUGAGUUGGUAGAGGUGGAGGGUGCGAGUGUGACCAAGGCUGAUGAGGAGGGCAUAACUGUUCUGCACUGGGCAGCCAUCAAUAAUCGUAUUCCAGUGGCCAGCUACUUCCUUCAGAAGGGAGCAGAUAUCAACGCCCUCGGAGGAGAGUUGAAAUCAGCUCCCAUGCACUGGGCAGUGAGACAAGGUCACCUGAGCAUGGUAAUCCACCUGAUGCGUUACGGUGCUCUCCCCGAGAUUGCUGAUAGCGAAGGCCUCAACUGUCUUCACAUUGCAGCUCAGUUUGGGUUCACUGCCAUUGUGGGAUACCUUAUAUCCUGUCGAACCCCUGUGUUCAUAGACUGUAGAGACAACCUGGAGAGGACUCCACUCAUGCAUGCUGCAGCCAGAGCCAACAGAGGUUUUGAUACAACUCGUCUGCUGGUGUCCUUCGGAGCUGACAUGGUAGCCAAGGACAACAACAACGACUCUGCCCUCCACCAUGCUUCUGCUAACCUCAACUAUCUAGCAACCAAAGUAUUGUCUGAAGCUGGAGCACCACUAGAGGAAAAGAACAAAGAGGGCAAGACUCCUUAUGAUUUGGCCAUGGAGAACCAGAAUCACUAUGGUGUGGACCAGAUUGUCAUGGCCAGACAGAAGAAGAGCCCUAGGGGCAUCAGAGAGUACAUCACCAGAGAGCCGCGUGUGAGCUGGUGGGUGAUGUUCCUGUUCCCCGGAGUCUUCCUCACUCUGUUUGGCUGGGUGGGUGUCAUCUGUCCUAACUGGUGGACUUACCUCAUCUCAGCCUCUGCCAUGAGCUGGCUGUCCCAGGCCAUUGUCAGGAUUUACUUGCCUGUUCUCGGUGACAACAACCCUGCUGCCUUUGGGAUUGUGGUGGGGUUCAAGGUACAGCUCUACUUUACGGCCACGUUGGUACUGGCGAGUGGGGGCAUUCUGGAGCACUACAUUCUCAUGCAUCUCUUUCUCUUUCUCACACUUGCCAUCUUCUACAAGACCUCCAAGAGUGACCCCGGGCUAAUUCCCAGGAACACAAGCAUUCAGGAGGCACACAGGGUGUUUGUGGAUCUUUGCGAGAAGGGCCUCUAUACUGACUCCGCCUUCUGUGCAACAUGCCUGGUUCGCCGCCCCCUUCGUUCCAAGCACUGUGCAGCGUGUAACCAGUGUGUGGCGAGGUUCGACCACCAUUGCCCGUGGAUCAAUAACUGUGUGGGUCUGCGCAAUCAUAAGAUGUUCCUGGCCUACCUAGUGUGUCUGUUGGUGAUGCUCACCUGGGCUGCAAAGGACUCUCUGCUCUACCUCUACCAUUACCACCCGGCUGACCACGGCAACUUCAUCGUGAGGUCGUAUCAUUACAUCACCGUAGACCCCUGGAUGGGUUACGUCCUCCUCUCCUGCUUCCUGCACAUGACCUGGGUGUCUCUGCUGCUACUGGGACAGCUCUUCCAGGUCAUCUGUCAAGGAUUCACCACAAACGAGCUGCGGAAUCGCUACAGAUACGACUACUUUGCCAAGUUUGGAGGCUCGAAUCCAUUCCAUCGUGGAGUGCUGGCUAAUUGUGCUGAUUUCUUUGGGUUCACGUGCUGUCAGCCGGCCAAGGUGGACUGGACUAACACGUAUGACCUGCCCCGGAACUACAGUGAGGCGGUGACACUGGCCAACGAGGAGGAGGAGUCUCAGAGCGUCAAAAUACCCCUCCCCUUUAGCUCCACUUGGGACCCCUCUGGCAAGAAGCAGCAUCGCAGGACUCAUGGUGGUGGUGGGAGGAACGGCUAUGUGAGCUCUGACGAGGAGAGCACCACUUGUCAACAACAGUUUGCAGCCAACCAAGAGUUCUCCAUUUAAACAAUCAAAACUAUGUAGAUUUCAGCCAUAUUUUCUGUAUGUAUUAAUUUUAGAACUGUAUAGUUUCUCUAUUCUUAACGUGUGAACUCUUAAUAUCUAAUUGUAUGACCAUUUGAUUUUUGUAUUGUUUUCAUUAGGAAUUUUUUCAUUGAAAAACAGGUUGAAAACAGUUG
Halichondria panicea is the source of this 2299-nucleotide messenger RNA. Its product is annotated as palmitoyltransferase ZDHHC17-like. The record is from RefSeq and is a predicted model, not a curated record. Bases 99 to 2126 code for a protein of 675 amino acids. Gene Ontology annotation, molecular function: palmitoyltransferase activity; protein binding. Gene Ontology annotation, biological process: protein palmitoylation. NCBI's taxonomy places the organism in Eukaryota, Metazoa, Porifera, Demospongiae, Suberitida, Halichondriidae. The transcript has 15 exons. Gene Ontology annotation, cellular component: Golgi membrane.